GAAAUAAUCAAACUGAUGUGUGUGGAAAGAACAAUUUAUUGAUAACAUUAUGUUUUUAUCAGUUUAAAUCCUUUAUAAACUCAAUAUUCAUGUGUUAAUAAAUCUAAAUUGUAUUUUUUAAUUUUUAGAUGACACUUGCUCUGAUACUUCCACUUGUUAGAAAUAAUUUUAAGGUUCUCAAAUGCCCAUAUCGCAGUUUAAACAUAUUUUCGAGGACAAUUAAAACUUCUUCCACAUGUUAUGAUGAUUCUUCUUCCUCAAAUCAAUCUUCUGAGGAUUUGGGACCUCCAAUAAGGAGACCUAGGAAAUACCUUGAUAUGAAAACGUUUAGAAAAUUCUUAAAACAACAAAAGACUUUAGAUAUCGAGAAUGAGAAGAGAAUAAUAAGUAAAGCACACUCAAAACCACCUCCAGAUGGUUGGGAUAUUGUUGAUUUUCUAAAGGCUUUUGAUAUUGGAGACGGAGUUGAAUCUAUUGCGGAGUCUUUUGACUCAUGGAACGAGUUUAUAUCAUCAACACUUGAGGAACUGUACACGAACACUACCAUGACCAAUAAACAAAGACGCAAAAUCUUUAAAUACAUCACAUUAUAUAAUCAUGGCUUGUGGCCCAAUGAUAAUCCCAUGGAUUAUGUUAAGGCGUUCCAAGCACCCCCUCUCGCUAACGAGGGAAAGCCUUGGGAUGAAGAAGCUGAUAAAGAACUUCUUAGGCUUGCAGAGUAUUAUAACGUUGAUUUUGGUGACCCUUGGAUUUAUAUUUCUUGGGACAUGCAGAGAACAAUAGAGGAUGUUCAGGACCGAUACACGGAGAUAGUCCUAAAACCCAAAUACAAAUCUGAUAAAUGCGACUUUGGAAUAACCUGCUGUCAUGAACCGCUGCUUAUGAAUCGCAAGUUUAAGCUAGACCCUCCAUUCCUGUACAUUAUACCAUCAGAAGAGAAUUUCCCACUAACUGAAAUACAAUCUGGAGACGGAGAUGUGAUAAAGGACCCUAAAGAUGUGUUUUCUGAUAAAUUUCUCAAGUAUAGAAACCCAUCAAUUUUCUAACUAUUUC
Molecule: messenger RNA, 1053 nt
Organism: Theileria parva strain Muguga
Lineage: Eukaryota; Apicomplexa; Aconoidasida; Piroplasmida; Theileriidae
Exons: 6
Coding region: 129-1046 (305 amino acids)
Source: RefSeq, a predicted model, not a curated record